Messenger RNA from Phyllopteryx taeniolatus (common seadragon), 2626 nucleotides. Its product is annotated as autotransporter adhesin BpaC-like. Bases 1 to 2325 code for a protein of 774 amino acids. The transcript has 5 exons. The record is from RefSeq and is a predicted model, not a curated record. Lineage: Eukaryota; Metazoa; Chordata; Actinopteri; Syngnathiformes; Syngnathidae.
AUGUCUGCCUCGUUCUCAUUCCUGCAUGUCACAUCUUUUGAAGAUGACGCACAAACUAAUCUCUGCUUUUUUUGUUUGGUUGUUAUAACAUCCACAAAUGCGAAAAUUUCUACGCUGACAACAGCUGCCCUCACCACGCCCAGUGCUGUGACUGGCAACGCAGCAACUGGAAAUGCUGCAACCACAGCUAACAAUGCAGCAACUGGCAAUGGAGCAACGGGCAACGCCGCAACCACAGCUGGCAACGCAGCGACUGGCAACGCCGCAACCACAGCAGGCAAUGCUGCGACUGGCAACGCAGCAACUGGCAACGCCGCAACCACAGCAGCCAAUGCUGCGACUGGAAACGCUGUAUCCACAGCUAACAAUGCAGCUACUGGCAAUGGAGCAACUGGCAACGCCGCAACCUCAGCUGGCAAUGCUGCAACUGGCAACGCCGCAGCAACUGGCAACGCCGCAACCACAGCUGGAAACGCAGCGACUGGCAACGCCGCAGCGACUGGCAACGCCGCAACCACAGCAGGCGAUGCUGCGACUGGCAACGCAGCAACUGGAAAUGCUGCAACCACAGCUAACAAUGCAGCAACUGGCAAUGGAGCAACGGGCAACGCCGCAACCACAGCUGGCAACGCAGCGACUGGCAACGCCGCAACCAUAGCAGGCAAUGCUGCGACUGGCAACGCAGCAACUGGCAACGCCGCAACCACAGCAGCCAAUGCUGCGACUGGAAACGCUGUAUCCACAGCUAACAAUGCAGCUACUGCCAAUGGAGCAACUGGCAACGCCGCAACCUCAGCUGGCAAUGCUGCAACUGGCAACGCCGCAGCAACUGGCAACGCCGCAACCACAGCUGGAAACGCAGCGACUGGCAACGCCGCAGCGACUGGCAACGCCGCAACCACAGCAGGCGAUGCUGCAACUGGCAACGCAGCAACUGGAAACGCUGCAACCACAGCUAACAAUGCAGCGACUGGCAAUGGAGCAACUGGCAACGCCGCAACCACAGCUGGCAACGCAGCGACUGGCAACGCCGCAACCACAGCAGGCAAUGCUGCGACUGGCAACGCAGCAACUGGAAACGCUGCAACCACAGCUAACAAUGCAGCUACUGGCAAUGGAGCAACUGGCAACGCCGCAACCACAGCUGGCAACGCAGCGACUGGCAACGCCGCAACCUCAGCUGGCAAUGCUGCAACUGGCAACGCCGCAGCAACUGGCAACGCCGCAACCACAGCUGGAAACGCAGCGACUGGCAACGCCGCAGCGACUGCAACUGGCAACGCCGCAACCACAGCUGGCAACGCAGUGACUGGCAACGCCGCAACCACAGCAGGCAAUGCUGCGACUGGCAACGCAGCGACUGCAACUGGCAACGCCGCAACCACAGCUGGCAACGCAGCGACUGGCAACGCCGCAACCACAGCAGGCAAUGCUGCGACUGGCAACGCAGCAACUGGAAACGCUGCAACCACAGCUAACAAUGCAGCUACUGGCAAUGGAGCAACUGGCAACGCCGCAACCACAGCUGGCAACGCAGUGACUGGCAACGCCGCAACCACAGCAGGCAAUGCUGCGACUGGCAACGCAGCAACUGCGACUGGCAAUGGAGCAACUGGCAACGCCGCAACCACAGCUGGCAACGCAGCGACUGGCAACGCCGCAACCACAGCAGGCAAUGCUGCGACUGGCAACGCAGCAACUGGAAACGCUGCAACCACAGCUAACAAUGCAGCUACUGGCAAUGGAGCAACUGGCAACGCCGCAACCACAGCUGGCAACGCAGCGACUGGCAACGCCGCAACCACAGCAGGCAAUGCUGCGACUGGCAACGCAGCAACUGGCAACGCCGCAACCUCAGCUGGCAAUGCUGCAACUGGCAACGCCGCAGCAACUGGCAACGCCGCAACCACAGCUGGAAACGCAGCGACUGGCAACGCCGCAGCGACUGGCAACGCCGCAACCACAGCAGGCGAUGCUGCGACUGGCAACGCAGCAACUGGAAACGCUGCAACCACAGCUAACAAUGCAGCGACUGGCAAUGGAGCAACUGGCAACGCCGCAACCACAGCAGGCAAUGCUGCGACUGGCAACGCAGCAACUGGAAACGCUGCAACCACAGCUAACAAUGCAGCUACUGGCAAUGGAGCAACUGGCAACACCGCAACCACAGCUGGCAACGCUGCAACUGUUAGCGCCAUUACUGCAAACACUGCCAUCACAGGUGGCACGACCGGCAACACUGGAGCAACGAUGACAGCCACCCACGUGGGCAGCAUCCUCACAUGUCACCUCGCCAUGGCACUCCUUAAACUCUACACAAUAUAAAUCCGCUGUUAGUUGAAUGUAAAAUGUCCCGAAACAGGUGUUGACAGGUUGAAACAAAGAUCUGGAUGAUACUGUGUGCGUUAAGUUGUUAUUUAAAAGGCAAAUUAUUUUGACGCUCUAUUAUUUAACAUGUCAAUAAAGCUAAUGUGUGUGCAAGUAUUUUUAUUUAUUUUGUUUCUGCUGCCAUUCGUAACUGGAUGUGUGAUCAUGAGAGUAUGGAAAGGCAAAUGUUGUACAGUUGAUGUAAUUUAUUUAAUUGGCCUUCAUCAAGCAACAUGAAUAAUAAACUUAUUUAAGUGUG